GCCUAACUUAAUUUUUUUUUUUUAUUCCAGAAGUAACCCCUUGCAAAAAGCCACCAUGCAGAACGACUCUGGAGAAUACGUGGAUUUGUACGUGCCACGCAAGUGCUCUGCAUCCAACAGAAUCAUCCAUGCCAAAGAUCAUGCCUCCAUCCAGAUUAACUUGGCAGAGGUUGAUGAAAGCACUGGAAGAAUGACAGGCCAGUACAAGACCUAUGCUAUUUGUGGAGAAAUUAGGAAGAUGGGUGAGUCUGAUGACUGUUUGGCGCGAUUGGCCAAGAAGGACGGUGUUCUUCCUAAGAACUAUUGAAUAAACUGAUGUGGCUAA
This is a messenger RNA of Macrobrachium nipponense, 325 nucleotides long. RefSeq names its product small ribosomal subunit protein eS21-like. Lineage: Eukaryota; Metazoa; Arthropoda; Malacostraca; Decapoda; Palaemonidae. Gene Ontology annotation, molecular function: structural constituent of ribosome. The transcript has 4 exons. Gene Ontology annotation, biological process: endonucleolytic cleavage in ITS1 to separate SSU-rRNA from 5.8S rRNA and LSU-rRNA from tricistronic rRNA transcript (SSU-rRNA, 5.8S rRNA, LSU-rRNA); endonucleolytic cleavage to generate mature 3'-end of SSU-rRNA from (SSU-rRNA, 5.8S rRNA, LSU-rRNA); translation. The record is from RefSeq and is a predicted model, not a curated record. Gene Ontology annotation, cellular component: ribosome; cytosolic small ribosomal subunit. Bases 56 to 307 code for a protein of 83 amino acids.